This is a messenger RNA of Cotesia glomerata, 2315 nucleotides long. Its product is annotated as proton-coupled amino acid transporter-like protein pathetic. The transcript has 8 exons. Gene Ontology annotation, cellular component: vacuolar membrane. The record is from RefSeq and is a predicted model, not a curated record. Lineage: Eukaryota; Metazoa; Arthropoda; Insecta; Hymenoptera; Braconidae. Bases 591 to 1967 code for a protein of 458 amino acids. Gene Ontology annotation, molecular function: amino acid transmembrane transporter activity. Gene Ontology annotation, biological process: amino acid transmembrane transport.
UAUGUGCGACGUUAAUCGUAGUUAACGGGCGAAUACGAACGGAUCUAUCCCCUAUUUAAUAUAAAAAAUACAAACAAUUUUAUUUUGAUUUUCUUCGUUAUUUAUUAAUUAAACCCUUCGCUUGUUUUGUUGAUAGUUAAUUUCAAAUAUUUUUCUAUUUUUAACUCAUAGACAAUAGUAAUAAGACUAUUUAAAUAUUUUUAAAAUUAAUGAGGACUUGAGGACGUAACAUGGUCCCCCCACAGUAACGAGUCCGUUUUACUGAUGACUUAUCAACACAAACGACCCUCACGUGUAUUUACGUCGUUUUACAUACUCGGUAUAUAUAUUACCGCAUACUUUAAGACUGUCGAGUUACACUUUGUCUGCUGAACGACGCACGUUAAUUGUUGGAUUUAAAAAAUUGCGUUUUAUCGGAAAAAUAAUAAUAAUAAUAUAAAUAAAAAUAAUGAACUUAAAAAGUGGAUUACUCUGAUCUAAAUAAAUAAUAAUUGUUUAAUUAUUUAUAUGUGUGUGCUCAGUGGGAGUUGACAAAAGGACAAGGUUCAAAAAAAAAAAUUUUAAUAAAAUAACAAAAUAAUAAUAAAAAAAUGUGGAAAAAUAACUCUGAAAAAGAGACUCCAGGAAGUCAAAUGAAGGAGUUUAGCAGCACCACGAAGAUAGCGCCGACUAUCGGGGAGUACAACGAAAAGGAUGAACUCUAUGAUCCAUUUGAACAUCGAGAUAAAAAAAAUACCUACUCUGACCUAGGAUCGUUAGUCCACAUGGUAAAGUCAUCUCUCGGCUCAGGAAUAUUAGCGAUGCCAAACGCCUUAAAAAACGGCGGUCUCCUCUUCGGUGGAAUAGGCACACUCCUAAUAGGGAUACUCUGCGGACACUGCGUCCACAUUCUCGUCAGAUCAUCACAUCACCUCUGUAGGCGGACGAAAACUCCCAAAAUGACGUACUCUGAAACGGCCCAAACAGCAUUUGCGUGUGGGCCUAAGGCGCUAAGACCGUACGCCAAUUUCAUGAAACUAGCCGUAGAUACUGCACUGUGCUGUACGUAUUUUGGCGGUGCCUGUGUUUACGUUGUAUUUAUUUCAACGACUAUUAAACAGAUCACCGAUUAUCAUACGGGCUCAGACAUAAACAUAAGACUAUACAUAUUAGCACUGAUACCAGCGUGUAUUUUACUAUCUCAAAUACGUAAUCUGAGAUAUUUGAUACCGUUUUCGGCGCUCGCAAAUGUAUUCAUGAUUGUCGGAUUAGCAAGUACUCUCUACUACGUUUUUAAAGACUUUGAGCCUCACAGUGACAUCAAAUACAUCGCUAAACUCGAAAACCUUCCUAAAUUUUUCGCCACUGUGAUUUUUGCCAUCGAGGGAAUCGGCGUGGUAAUGCCAAUCGAGAACAGUAUGGAAAAACCCCAUCACUUCUUAGGCUGCCCAAGUGUUCUUAACAUAACUAUGACUAUUGUUGUUGGGUUGUACGCGAUUAUGGGAAUAUUUGGAUACUUGAAAUACGGUGAAGAAACAGCCUCAAUAAUUACUCUCAAUUUAGCUGUUGAUGAUGUAUUCGCUCAGGUCGUUAAAUUAAUAAUUGCAUUAGCGAUUCUCUUUACUUAUGGACUACAAUUUUUCGUUCCACUCGAAAUAACAUCACUAGCAGUAAGAUCUAGAUUGAGUCACAAGUACGGCGGUGUUGGCGAAACAAUAUGGAGAAUAAUAAUGGCUCUGCUUACAGUUGUAAUCGCUCUGGCGAUACCGAAUCUCGAGCCGUUUAUCUCUCUAGUCGGCGCAGUAUUUUUCUCCUUUCUGGGGAUCGCAAUCCCCGUUAUUGUUGAGACAAUUUCAUGCUGGGAAGGUCAUCUAGGUACGUGCUACUGGAGGCUUGUUAAAAACAUAUUUCUCUUCAUCUUCUCAAUUCUCGCAUUGAUAUCUGGCACGUGGGUCGCUAUGUCCGACAUAGUCAAAGACUACGCGUAGUUUAUCCGAAACUGAAAGCUAAAAACAACUAAACACUCAAACGACAAAAAUCUUAAUCUUUCUCUACAUAUGUUCGAAAGCAAAAAGCAACAAGCAAAACAAAUAACUUAAAUAAAAAGAAAUAAAUUCCGGCUGGGUUGAAUCCAAGGCCAAACGAGUGAUUUGGAAUACGUGGAAUUUUAGUGUCGCUCCAACCCAACUUUUUUCGACGCCUACUUGUCUUUAUUUUAACAAGUAGUAUACGAGUUUAAGGAAUUAUACAUCUUUGCACACAUUUAUUCAUGUGUUCAUCAAGGAUCUUGUUGAUCUUACAGCGUAUGAUUAUAAUAAUCGUAAUCACUAGUGAAA